AUGUCAACAUACACCAACUCGGAUAGUUAUUCCUUUGUUCGAACUUUUAGCAAUGUUAGUAGAGCAAGCGCCGGCGACAGCGUUGAUGUUGUUCCAGAAAGAAUGCCAGAGUAUCACUAUUAUCGAACCCUGUGGUGGGAGAAAGGCGAGUUCAAUCCAAAAGCAAAAUGGGAAAAAGCAACACUUCCGUACAAACUUGCCAUUGGUGUCACCUUGGAAGAAUAUGAACGGCGUUCGGAGGAGUUUAACAUCCAUGGAUAUUGGGAAUGGGUUAAUGGCAAAGUUAUAAUUUAUGAAUUGCCCUCAAAACCGCAUGAAAUUUGCAUCGGUGUGAUUACUAGGAUGUUAUUGAACCAAACUAAUGCCGUUGCUUUUACCAAUGCCGAGAUCUAUAGUCUUGGGUCAACUCGAACCUAUGCUGAUGAUUCUGCGAAAGAGGCCGACAAUUCAUUUCGUCCGGAAAAACUAGAAGCAAAAUAUCCCAAUGGAAUUGAUAAAGGGACUGACCCAUGGCCAAAUCUGGUUAUCGAAGUUGCAUAUUCCGAAACCAUAGAUCAUGUUACAGACAAGGUGAAUACAUACUGGCUAAAACCUGAUCGUGCCCAUGAUGCCAUUGUUGUAAAAAUUGUUCCGGUUCCUGAUAAUCAAAUACCUACUCGUAUGAUAGCAUGGCAUUAUUGUGUUUCGGAUAGAAUAACGAGAGGUAUAUUGCCAGCCAGAACUUCGUUUGAAUUCGGCACUAUUGACGAGAAUGGAAAUCCUUUAGCUUUUUCGCAAGGUACACGUGUUAUAAAUAUUGCAUUAAGCUGUCUAUACCACGAUAAAGUACAUUCUACAGAAGAUAUUUCACCUACUUCAUCAACUACCGAGAACCACUUGGCCGAUUGCAGGCCUAGAGGGGCGACCCUAAAGGGCCAUAAGAUUUCGGAUACUGAGGCAGAGGAUGAACCAUGUGGUGAUUUGGAAAAAUAUCCAUUAAACCAUAAUCAGAAUUCAGAAUCGACUAUACUUAAUAUCUCUAAUAAUUUUAACACCGGAGAUCUUAUUGAAUCCGAACGUGAAGUUAUUAUCAAGUUGGAUAAAAACCUAAUUACGGAACAGGAGUUAAAACAACAACUGUCAACAUAUAUACUUGCUCCCAUAACUCCAGUUCGGCUUCGAGAUCAAGACUCAUCUUCAGUUACAGCGGAAAGUAUAGUUCAUGCAUUUUAUAAAGCCAUUCAAUCGGGACAAGAAGGGAUACUUUAUUGGUAUUAUUUUAUAGAAAAAUAUGACAAAAAAAUCGAUAAGAUUGUUAUUAGUGGAGUUAAGAGAAAAACUGUAACAUCUAUGGUAUACCAAGAAAUCAAACAACUUCUACCUGAUAUAACUGAUAAAAAUUUGCGUCAAAAAAUCCUUAGAGCUAGAAAAAUAUAUACGUUAUUUAAUACAUUAGGAGUAGAAAAGAUUAAACAAGUCUCUUAUAGCGCUGAUGCUAUUUCAAGCCUUACUUAUCAACAAAUUCAAAAUAUUAUAGAUCAUGUGAUCUCGAAAACCGUUAAGAAUUCUUCACGAUCAGAUCAAUGCAACGGUAACGUUCCAGCUACAUCUCCUAUUUCUCCAAAUCAUAUCUCUAGCCACUCUGCGACUACCUUCUGCAAUUCCUCAAAUCCAGACGAUUUGCCCAAAGCAUCAUCUGAAAAGGUUUCACUGGAAAAAUUUCCAGAAACUAAGGUGAGUGUAUCAUCUUUAGACACGAAAGCCAAUGUUGGUGAAUCACAAUCUCUAAUUACUACUUUAUCCAAUGAUGAGCCGGAAGAUUUCUCUAACAACAAUGAGGCAGAUGAUAUGUGCAUAAUGUAUUCUGACGAUGAUGAUGCAGGAUAUUAUUACAAUCUAAACAGCCGAGAAAAGUUUUAUAAAGACCCGUCUAUAGAAUGCUUUGCAUGA
Ambispora gerdemannii is the source of this 1929-nucleotide messenger RNA. NCBI's taxonomy places the organism in Eukaryota, Fungi, Glomeromycota, Glomeromycetes, Archaeosporales, Ambisporaceae. The record is from the annotation of a GenBank genome assembly.